This is a messenger RNA of Arxiozyma heterogenica, 1923 nucleotides long. It is a transcript of the gene ECM38, whose product is annotated as gamma-glutamyltransferase. The record is from RefSeq and is a predicted model, not a curated record. Lineage: Eukaryota; Fungi; Ascomycota; Saccharomycetes; Saccharomycetales; Saccharomycetaceae. Gene Ontology annotation, biological process: glutathione catabolic process. Bases 1 to 1923 code for a protein of 640 amino acids. The transcript has a single exon. Gene Ontology annotation, molecular function: glutathione gamma-glutamate hydrolase. Gene Ontology annotation, cellular component: plasma membrane; fungal-type vacuole.
AUGAAAAUGUCUUUUAUUAAAAUUUUAUCAUUAUAUCUGUUUGUACUGUUCGAUGUAGUCAUCUCAUAUCCGUUGAAUUUCAAUGUGCUAGAUGAACAUACUGAGAAUAGUCAUAAUUAUCAUCAUCGUUAUUUCAAUAAAGUCUUUAUUGAAGGUAAUUUACCUCAACACAAUAUAGAUAUCACACCUAUCGAUCGAACACCUUCUUUGACUCCAGAUAUAAAAUAUGCAGUCCAUGGAGAAAACGGCGUCCUGAGUUCAGAUUUACAAUUCUGUAAUAAUCUUGUGAUAGAUAAAAUAAUCAAAUUGUAUCCAAACGCCAAUGCAGCAGAUAUGGCCGUCACGUUGACUCUCUGUAUAGGUAUGGUCAAUUUUUUCAAUAGUGGGAUAGGUGGUGGUGGAUAUUUAGUAAUGCACGACCAUUCUACAAAGACAAAUAUUCAUCUUGAUUUUAGAGAGCUAUCACCGUUGAAAUCAGAUCCUUCACUAUAUAAAGAUAAUGACUGGAAUACAAAAGUUGGUGGGCUCGCUAUUGCUACUCCUGGUGAACUGUUGGGGUUAUAUGAACUGUUUAGAUUAAAAGGGUCAGGUAGCGUUAAGUGGUCUGAAUUGUUGAAACCUAUCAUUGAUUUGGGUAAUCAAGGUUGGGAAGUCGACGAAAUCCUGGGUGCCACUCUGAAGAUUUAUGAACCUAUAUUUACUUCCAUGUCUGAAACUUGGUUUUUUGUCUUAAAUUCAACUGGUAAUGGGGUUUUGAAACAAGGUGAUUGGAUAAAAAGGCCUAAUUUGGCUCAUACGUUACAAAUGCUGGCUCAAAAUGAAUCUGUAGCCCCAUUUUAUGAUCCAAAUGGUCCCUUAGUGAAAUCAAUGGUUCAAAGUGUACAAAACUCCGGAGGAAUUAUAACAGGUGAAGAUUUUCAAAAUUAUAGAGUACAUCAGACAGAUCCCUUGACCGUUAAAAUCAAGUGUUUAGAUUCCUCUAUUAGUGGUGGAUUGACUGUGGUUACAAGUAGUGGUUCAAGUUCUGGCGCAGCAUUAGUUUCAGCACUGAAAAUAAUGGAUCAUUUCCCUGACGCAAUGGGUGGAGAUUAUUCAGACGAAACAAAUUUCUAUCUUAUCGAGACUAUGAAAUGGAUGGGAAGUGCAAGGAGUAGACUUGGAGACUAUCAAACGCACCAGUUGCCAGAUAGAAUAUUGCAAGUACUGCAUGAUCAAUGGAGUGACCAAGCUUACCAAUCAAUCCAAAAUCAAACAGAAUGGGAUCCACUAAAUAAUGUUCUGAAAUUUCAUACCAUGUCGAAUUAUACAGAUUAUCAACCAGAGUAUAAGAUGAAUGAACCUCAUGGUACGGCACAUAUAAGUAUCAUUGACCAUCAUGGUAAUGCUGUCUCAUUGACUACCACUAUUAAUUUGUUAUUCGGAUCCUUAGUGCAUGAUCCUGGAACUGGGGUAAUCUUUAAUAAUGAAAUGGAUGAUUUUGCUCAAGAAUCCAAAAGCAACAGUUUUGAGUUGGCUCCAUCAAUAUACAAUUUGAUUGAGCCAUUGAAAAGACCGUUGUCAUCCACGGCCCCUACUAUAGUUUUGAAUGAAUUAGGCAUGCCAGAUUUGGUCAUUGGUGCCUCUGGUGGUUCCCGUAUCACUACAGCUAUCUUACAGAGUCUAAUUAGAUUAUAUUGGUAUAAGAUGCCACUCUUAGAGACAAUUGCAUAUCCAAGAGUCCAUCAUCAAUUGUUGCCAGAUCAUGUAGAAGUAGAAAAUAUAUCAAUGAUAGGAAAGGGAACUAUAGCCAAACUAAAGGAGAUGGGCUACGCAGUUAUAGAGCAAGUACCAAAGAGUGUGGUUAAUGCCAUUAAAAGAGAUCGUUUCGGAUGGAUCGGUGUAAGUGAUUAUUGGAGGAAACGUGGGAUGUCACAAGGAUAUUAA